AUGACUCAUGAUGAAAUCAAGAAUGCCGCUCUUGCUGAAAUUGAAAAAAUAUUGCGCCGAUGUGGUAGAAGUCUACGAGAUUGUGAAGGCAUGCCCUUUCCUGAUGAUGAAGCCAUUGACCCUGGUCAAAAUAGACUUAUACUUGAUGAGUUGGGCUACGAUCGAGCCGCUCUUACCUUAGAGCAUAACAAUCUUCUUUCCAGCAUGACUGAUGAACAAAGAGAUGUAUAUUCGAAGAUUGUAAAAUCCGUGGAGUCUGGUAAAGGUGGUAUGUUCUUUGUCUAUGGGUAUGGAGGCACGGGCAAGACUUAUGUUUGGAGAACACUCUCAGCAAAGUUUAGAUCUCAGGGUGAUAUUGUGCUUAAUGUGGCAUCGAGUGGUAUUGCAUCACUUUUGUUGCCCGGUGGACGAACUGCCCACUCACGCUUUGCUAUUCCAUUAAAUCCACAUGAGGGCUCGACUUGCUCUAUUGACCAAGACAGUCCGCUUGUCGAGUUGAUUAUAAGAUGCAGGCUAAUCAUUUGGGAUGAAGCACCAAUGAUGAACAAGUAUUGUUUUGAAGCUGUCAACAAAACUUUGAAGUCUGUCAUGCAGUAUGUGCAUCCAUCUAAUGCAUUCAAGUCAUUUGGAGGUAAAACUGUUGUCUUUGGUGGGGAUUUUCGCCAAAUAUUGCCUGUGGUUCCUAAAGGCAGUCGUCAAGAUAUUGUUAAUGCAACCAUAAAUGCAUCAGAAUUCGGCAAGUGA
Molecule: messenger RNA, 744 nt
Organism: Striga hermonthica
Lineage: Eukaryota; Viridiplantae; Streptophyta; Magnoliopsida; Lamiales; Orobanchaceae
Source: the annotation of a GenBank genome assembly